CCGGCGCCGCACGCGGCUGCCCGAUGACCUCCGAGGGUGGCCCGCCGCCGGCCCAGCUCCUCCGCGCGUGCAGCCCGGGUCCUGGAGCGCUCCAGGCGGCCUUGAUGAGCCCACCGCCGGCCGCUGCUGCUGCUGCCGCCGCCCUGGAGAAUACCUCGUCGUCGUCCUCCGCGGCCUCCGCGCCCUGCGCCCCGCCCGCCCCUACCCCUACGAGCGCCUCGGCGGUUACCAGCAAAGGCACGGGCGGUGGCGGGAGCGCAGGCGGCGGGGUCCCCAAGAAGGCGAGCUCUGGGCUGCGGCGGCCAGAGAAGCCCCCUUACUCGUACAUCGCGCUCAUCGUCAUGGCCAUCCAGAGCUCGCCCAGCAAGCGCCUGACGCUCAGCGAGAUCUACCAGUUCCUGCAGGCGCGCUUCCCCUUCUUCCGAGGCGCCUACCAGGGUUGGAAGAACUCGGUGCGCCACAACCUCUCGCUCAACGAGUGUUUCAUCAAGCUGCCCAAGGGCCUCGGGCGGCCCGGCAAGGGCCACUAUUGGACAAUCGACCCCGCCAGCGAGUUCAUGUUCGAGGAAGGUUCGUUCCGCCGCCGGCCGCGCGGCUUCAGGCGAAAGUGUCAGGCACUCAAGCCCAUGUACCACCGCGUGGUGGGCGGCCUGGGCUUCGGGGCCUCGCUGCUGCCCCAGGGCUUCGACUUCCAGGCGCCCCCGGCGGCGCCGCUCGGCUGCCACGGCCAGGGCGGCUACGGUGGCCUGGACAUGAUGCCUGCGGGCUAUGACGCUGGCGCGGGCGCCCCAGGCCACGCGCACCCGCACCACCACCACCACCACCACGUCCCGCACAUGUCGCCCAACCCGGGCUCCACCUAUAUGGCCAGCUGCCCAGUGCCUGCUGGGCCCGGGGGCAUCGGCGCAGCCGGGGGCGGUGGCAGCGGUGGAGGAGGAGACUACGGGCCAGACAGCAGCAGCAGUCCGGUGCCCUCGUCCCCGGCCAUGGCGAGCGCCAUCGAGUGCCAUUCGCCCUACACGAGCCCCGCCGCGCACUGGAGCUCUCCUGGCGCCUCUCCUUACCUCAAGCAGCCGCCCGCCCUGACUCCGAGCAGCAAUCCCGCAGCCCCUGGAGGCCUGCACUCCAGCAUGUCCUCCUACUCACUGGAGCAGAGCUACCUGCACCAGAACCCCCGCGAGGACCUCUCAGUGGGACUGCCUCGAUACCAGCAUCACUCUACCCCAGUGUGUGACAGAAAAGACUUCGUCCUCAAUUUUAAUGGCAUUUCUUCUUUCCACCCCUCAGCUAGCGGGUCAUAUUAUCACCACCACCACCACCAGAGUGUCUGUCAGGACAUUAAGCCCUGUGUCAUGUGA
Molecule: messenger RNA, 1358 nt
Organism: Orycteropus afer afer
Lineage: Eukaryota; Metazoa; Chordata; Mammalia; Tubulidentata; Orycteropodidae
Gene: FOXF2
Product: forkhead box F2
Biological process (GO): animal organ morphogenesis; regulation of transcription by RNA polymerase II
Cellular component (GO): nucleus
Molecular function (GO): DNA-binding transcription factor activity, RNA polymerase II-specific; RNA polymerase II cis-regulatory region sequence-specific DNA binding
Source: RefSeq, a predicted model, not a curated record